UCCCGGGCGGCCGGCGGCCACCGCCAGCGGGGCCAUGUCGCUGCUGCGGGACGUGUCGUUGCAGGACCCCCGGGAGCGCUUCGAGCUGCUGCAGCGGGUGGGCUCGGGCACCUACGGGGACGUGUACAAGGCCCGGGACACCGAGACUUCCGAGCUGGCUGCCGUGAAGAUCGUCAAAGUGGACCCGGGAGAUGACAUCAGCUCCCUCCAGCAGGAGCUCACCAUCCUCAAGGAGUGUCGGCACCCCAAUGUGGUCACUUACUUAGGCAGCUACCUCAGAAAUGACCGGUUGUGGAUCUGCAUGGAGUUCUGUGGAGGAGGAUCCCUGCAGGAGAUCUACCAGGCCACCGGGCCCCUGGAGGAAAAGCAGAUCGCCUACGUGUGCCGGGAGGCCCUGAAGGGCUUGCAUCACCUGCAUUCUCAGGGGAAGAUCCACAGGGACAUUAAGGGAGCCAACCUUCUUCUCACUCUCCAUGGAGAUGUCAAACUGGCUGACUUUGGUGUGUCUGGCGAGCUCACGGCGUCGGUGGCCAAGAGGAAGUCCUUCAUCGGGACGCCCUACUGGAUGGCCCCCGAGGUGGCCGCCGUGGAGCGCAAGGGGGGCUACAACGAGCUCUGCGACGUGUGGGCCGUCGGGAUCACCGCCAUCGAGCUGGCCGAGCUGCAGCCCCCGCUCUUCCACCUGCACCCCAUGAGGGCCUUGAUGCUGAUGUCCAAGAGCAGCUUCCAGCCGCCCAAGCUGAAGGAGAAGGCCUGCUGGUCCCAGAACUUCCACCAUUUCCUCAAGCUGGCCUUGACCAAGAACCCCAAGAAGAGGCCCCCGGCCGAGAAGCUGCUGCAGCACCCUUUCACCACCCAGACCCUCCCCCGGACCCUCCUCAUGCAGCUCCUGGACAAGCUCAAUGAUCCCCACCUGGGCAUCCCUGCUCCGGAGGAUUGUGACCUGGAGACCUACGACCUGUUUCCCGACACGAUCCGCUCCAGGGGCCAGCACAGCCAGGCGGAGAGGACGCCGUCGGAGAUCCAGUUUCACCAGGUGAAGUUUGGCGCCCCCAGGAGGAAGGAGACGGAGCCGCUGUGUGAGCCGUGGGAGGAGGAGUGGACGCUCUUGGGGAAGGAGGAGCUGGCCGGGAGUCUGCUGCAGUCGGUCCAAGAGGCCCUGGAGGAAAGGAGUCUGACCAUGAAGCCGGCUCUGGAGAGACAGGUCCUGGACUCCCCUGAGGACGGAACGGGAACCAUCAAGAGGUCGCCAUUCGGGGGGCCCGGACCCCCCGGACCUGCAGAAGUGACCCCCCCGAGUCUCCGCCAGCGCCCCCUGCCCCCAGGGACGCCGGACCUGCCUCUGGCCCGCCCCGAGACCCCGCCGCUGCUCUCCUCCGAGUGGGCCACCAUGAAGCGCAAGGAGGACACGGAGCGGUCCUGCUGUCGCGGCCUCCCGCCCACCCCCAAAGUCCACAUGGGCGCCUGCUUCUCCAAGGUCUUCAAUGGCUGCCCGCUCCAGAUCCACGCUGCCGUCACCUGGAUCCACCCGGUGACCAGAGACCAGUUCUUGGUGGUGGGGGCCGAGGAGGGGAUCUACACCCUCAACCUGCACGAGCUGCACGAGGACACGCUGGAGAAGCUGAUUCCCCAGCGCUGCUUCUGGCUCUACUGUGUCAACAACGUCCUCCUCUCCCUGUCAGGUAAGACCACCCACGUCUGGGCCCACGACCUGCCCGCGCUGUUCGAGCAGCGGCAGCAGCAGCGGCAGCGCCAGGCCCCCCUCUCCAUCCCCACCCAUCUGCUCACUCAGCGGAUCAUCCCCAGGCGCUUCGCCCUCUCUGUGAAGAUCGCGGACACCAGAGGCUGUCUCAAGUGCCGCGUGGUGCGCAACCCCUACACGGGGAGCACCUUCCUGCUGGCCGCCCUGCCCUCCAGCCUGCUGCUCCUGCAGUGGUAUGAGCCCCUGAAGAAGUUCCUGCUUCUCAAGAAUUUCAGCACAGUCCUGCCCAACCCCCUGGGGCUCCUGGAACCUCUGAUCCUGGAGGGGAAGGAGCUGCCUCAGGUGUGCGUGGGGGCCACGGGGCCCGGGGACCACGGCCUCGGCCUGCAGUUCCACAUCCUCCCGCUAGAAGCCGGCCCCAGCCCCGACUUCCUCAUCCCGCCCGAGGGGGCUCCGGGCGCUGCCCAGCAGGUGAUCCAGGUGGACCGGGACACGGUGCUGGUGUGCUUCGAACGCUGUGUCCGGACUGUCAACCUUCAGGGGGCCCCGACCGGCGCCCUGGCCCCAGAGCUCACCUUUGACUUUCCCAUUGAGACUGUGGUCUGCCUCCAGGACAGUGUGCUGGCUUUUUGGCAGCACGGCAUGCAGGGGCGGAGCCUGGAGACAAACGAGCUGACUCAGGAGAUCACGGACGAGACGAGGAUAUUCCAAGUGCUCGGGGCCCACAGAGAUAUCAUCCUGCAGAGCACCCCUACAGACAACCCCGGGGCCCACAGCAACCUCUACAUCCUCACCGGCCACCAGAGCAGCUACUGAGCCUUCCCUGCCCAGGCCCGGGCCCCGCGGGACGGCAGGAGGAGCCCCCGGGGAGGCGCCGGAUCGGCAGGGCCGGGGGCUCUGGAGGAGGCGGGGAGACGCGUGAUCCUGAGAUGUUUGUGGGGGCGGGGGCCGGGGACCCCCAUCCACCCCCUUGCAAUAACUGGACCGGACCAAGCUGCUGUGACUGUGCCCUCCGCCCCUGGGCUGCAGGCUCUCUCUUAGACUGCUGGGGCGCUGGCAUGGAACCGGAGAAAUGGGCUCGGCCCCCGGGGCAGGUGGUGCAGGGCUCCCCCUCCCCAUGGCCCAGGGAACGUGGUAUUUAACAGAUGCUAUAUUGGUAUUAAAGUCCACUUGUUUUC
Antechinus flavipes (yellow-footed antechinus) is the source of this 2880-nucleotide messenger RNA. RefSeq names its product mitogen-activated protein kinase kinase kinase kinase 2 (gene MAP4K2). NCBI's taxonomy places the organism in Eukaryota, Metazoa, Chordata, Mammalia, Dasyuromorphia, Dasyuridae. Gene Ontology annotation, biological process: protein phosphorylation. Gene Ontology annotation, molecular function: MAP kinase kinase kinase kinase activity; ATP binding. The record is from RefSeq and is a predicted model, not a curated record. The transcript is spliced from 32 exons. The coding region runs from base 35 to 2518 and encodes 827 amino acids.